AUGAGAAGACGAAAUGACACGAUCAUCUACUCCCGCGGCAGACCAAAUCGCCGAGCGGCAAGAGGCCACGAAGACGGGGAAGGAAGAUCCGAGAGGACACGACAACCCGUGAUAAUGGGCGUCACCCCGUUCCACCGAUCUAUCCUCGAGGUCCGGUUGCCAAAACACUUCGACAAACCAACGGACAUGAGGUACGACAGAACUCAAGACCCUCUAGAACACCUCACGGCCUUUGAGGCCAGGAUGAAUCUGGAGGUAGUGGGGGACAAAGUAAGAUGCCGCGCCUUCCCGGUAACCCUAGCAGGGCCAGCGAUCAGAUGGUUUAACGGCCUCCCUCAAGGUUCCAUAUACAGCUUCUCAGACAUCAGCCGUGCAUUCCUGGCCCAAUUUACAACGCGGAUCGCGAAGGCCAAGCACCCUAUCAACCUUCUGGGGGUAACCCAGAGACAAGGAGAACCGACAAGAAGGUACUUAGAUCGGUUCAACGACGAAUGCUUGGAAAUUGACGGCUUGACCGACUCGGUGGCCAGUCUUUGCCUAACGAACGGCCUCCUCAACGAGAACUUCCGAAAACACCUUACCACGAAACCGGUUUGGACGAUGCACGAGAUCCAGACGGUAGCCAAGGAGUAUAUAAACGACGAGGAAGUCAGCCGAGUCGUGGCUGCCAAUAAGCGGCAGUCCGGUUACAGCCAAGCUCGGCAACCAGGCGACGGAGAGAGAGCAAAGGAAAAAGCUAGGGAGGAGGCAUCAAACAGGACACCUCGACCGUUCCCCCGGGUCGGGAAGUUUACUAACUACACUCCACUCACUCUCCCCAUCGUGGAGGUCUAUCAACAAAUAGCGGAGAAGGGAAUCCUACCGAAACCCCGACCACUUAAGGACCGUACGGGAGGAAAUAAGAACCUCUAUUGUGACUAUCAUAAGGGUUAUGGCCAUCAAACACAGGACUGUUUUGACUUGAAGGAUGCACUAGAACAAGUGAUAAGGGAAGGAAAGCUAGCCGCGUUCUCCCACCUCAUCAGGGAGCCGAGAAGACGUUAUCGCGAUCAAGACGAAGAAGGCAAAACCCGUGCGGCCAAGCGGCGACAAGAACCCGAAGACAGAGACCACGGCCUCACAGUGAUAAACGUGGUAACGGCCAAAAACGCCGCGCCAAGAUCUCGGUCGGCAAAGAGGAAAGACGUUAAGGUUUUGACGGUCUCAUCCCCGCCGAUGCAAAGCUCCAAGAAGCCUCCCUCCAUUUCUUUCGGCCCAGAAGACCAAUGGUUCAACGACGCCCCGGAAAACCCCCCCAUGGUCAUCACGGCCAGAGUGGGAACCGGCCUCGUCAAACGGAUCCUCGUCGACACAGGGGCUGAUUCGAAUAUCAUGUUCCGCAACGUGUUCGACGCACUAGGGCUAAAAGAUGCCGACCUGACGACUCACCAGCACGGGGUCAUCGGGUUGGGCGACCACUUCAUCAAACCAGACGGAGUAAUAUCCCUACCAAUCUCGGUGGGGCAAGCCCAAGGUCGAAGAUCGGCGAUGGCCGAAUUCGUAAUCCUCCGAGACUCCACUGCCUACAACAUCAUCUUGGGAAGAAAGACAAUCAACGAUUUCGAGGCCAUAAUCAACACAAAGCUGCUGGUCAUGAAGUUCGUUACCGACGACGGGUCAAUAGGGACCAUAAGGGGAGACCUCGAGACGGCGGUCGCUUGUGACAACGCCAGCCUCUCCCUUAGAAAGAAGUCCAAGGAAGCAUCCGGUGUGUUCCUAGCCGACCUUGAUGCCAGACUGGACGACAAGCCGAGGCCAGAGCCAGAGGGGGAUCUGGAGAAGUUUAGAAUUGGUGACGAAGUGGAAAAGUUCACAUUCGUUAACAAGAACCUCCCACAUGAGUUGAAGGAGCCCUUGAUCGAAAUGAUAAGAGCCAAUAGUGACUUGUUCGCCUGGACCCCAGCCGACAUGCCGGGCAUAGACCCAAAAAUCAUCUCACAUCAUCUAGCCGUCAAGACGGAAGCACGCCCGGUGGCCCAACGGAGGAGAAAGAUGUCGGCAGAAAGAGCAGAGGAGGUGGCCAGGCAAUCGGCCAGCCUCCUAGAAGCAGGCUUCAUACGGGAAGUGGACUACUCGACAUGGCUCUCGAAUGUGGUAUUGGUGAGAAAACACAACGGCAAGUGGAGAAUGUGCGUGGACUACUCUGACCUUAACAAAGCAUGCCCCAAAGAUUGUUUCCCCCUACCAAACAUAGAUGCGCUCGUCGAUGCCGCGGCGGGAUAUCGGUACCUCAGUUUCAUGGACGCCUACUCCGGUUACAAUCAGAUACCGAUGCACCGUCCUGACGAAGACAAGACGGCGUUCAUAACGCCAGGAGGAACCUUCUGCUACAAGGUAAUGCCAUUCGGCCUGAAAAAUGCGGGGGCAACAUAUCAAAGGCUAAUGAACAGGAUAUUCCACGACCUCUUAGGGAAAACAGUCGAAGUCUACGUGGACGACAUCCUGGCAAAAACAAUACGACCUGACGACCUCCUGAACGACCUGGCAAGGGUAUUCGCGUCCCUCUGUCAACACGGUAUGCGGCUGAAUCCUCUCAAGUGCGCCUUCGCCAUGGAAGCUGGCAUGUUCCUGGGAUUCAUGAUAACUCAGAGAGGGGUAGAAGCCAACCCGGAGAAAUGCCAGGCAAUACUCCAGAUGAAGAGCCCGGGUUGUAUCAAGGACGUCCAGAGGUUGGCAGGGCGGUUGACCUCAUUAUCCCGAUUCCUCGGAGCUUCGGCAACAAAGGCCCUGCCAUUCUUUAACCUCAUGAAGAAAGGGAUGGCGUUUGAAUGGACGCCCGCAUGUGAAGAGGCCUUUCGGCACUUCAAGGAAAUCCUGGCGGCACCACCCGUCCUCGGGAAGCCAAAGGACGGGGAACCACUAUACCUAUACCUCGCCAUAACGGGUGAAGCCCUAGCCGCAGUUCUGGUACGGGAGGACGGAAAAGCUCAACAGCCAGUCUAUUUCAUAAGCAGGGCCUUACAAGGGGCGGAAUUAAGAUAUAGCAGGUUGGAAAAACUAGCCCUAGCACUUCUAACCUCCUCACGAAGGUUAAAGCAGUACUUCCAGAGCCACCAAGUUGUCGUCAGGACGGACCAAGGGAUCCGACAAGUACUCCAAAAACCCGAUCUGGCGGGAAGAAUGAUGACUUGGUCUAUCGAACUCUCCCAGUAUGACAUACAAUACGAACCCCGGCAAGCCAUCAAGGCGCAGGCGAUGGCAGAUUUUCUAGUUGAAGUAACGGGGGAUCCAAGCGAAGAAGUGGGUACACGGUGGAAGCUCCAUGUGGACGGAGCCUCCAACCAGACCUUCGGAGGUGCCGGGAUCAUCCUGGAAAGCCCGAUUGGGGUUGUAUACGAACAGUCGGUCAGAUUCGAGUUUCCCAUCUCGAACAACCAAGCAGAAUAUGAAGCCCUAAUAGGAGGCCUAGCCCUAGCAGCAGAAGUCGGCGCAAGAAGACUAGAAAUAUGCAAUGAUUCCAAAGUCGUCACCUCCCAAGUAAACGGUAGCUACCAAGCCAAAGACCCUUUGUUACAGAAGUACUUGGAAAAGGUCAAAAGCUUGAGCCAAAAGUUCGAAGAGGUCACGGUCCACCACGUACCUAGAGAAAGGAACACACGGGCAGACCUCCUAUCAAAGUUAGCCAGCACAAAACCGGGAGAGGGGAACCGAUCUCUCAUCCAAGGCAUGACAAGAGAACCAGCAAUCACACUGCACAUGACAAUCCUAGGUUCUUCAUGGCUAGACCCCAUCACCGACUUCCUAGAACACGGCAAACUCCCUAGUGAUGAAAAAGAUGCGGCGAAAUUGAGAAGGGAAGCGGCCAAAUACGCCGUCAUCCAAGGACAGCUGUUUAGAAAAGGGCUCAACCAACCACUACUGAAGUGUCUACACCUCGACCAGACGGACUACGUCCUCAGGGAAGUCCACGGGGGCUGCUGUGGGCACCACAUCGGGGGCAAGGCCCUAGCAAGGAAACUAAUCCGAGCCGGAUACUAUUGGCCGUCGAUGAUGGCGGACUCCAAAGAGUUUGUCAAAAAAUGCGUAAAAUGCCAACAGAACGCCAACUUUGCCAGGGCGCCGGCCUCCGAGUUAAGAUUGCUAACUGUCUCCCGCCCAUUCUCCCAAUGGGGAGUCGACCUCUUAGGGCCUUUCCCAGUAGGCCCUGGGAAAUUCAUGUGGAGGCAGGUGAUAACGCGAUUCGGGAUACCAGAAGUCGUCAUCUCGGACAACGGCACGCAAUUUACCGACAAAAAGUUCACAGAAUUUCUCAAGGGCCUGGGUAUAAGGCAAAGGUUCUCUUCGGUAGAGCACCCUCAGACGAACGGACAAGUGGAGUCCGCCAACAAGGUUAUCCUUUCAGGGUUAAAAAAGAGGUUGGACAAUAAAAAGGGUGCUUGGGCCGACGAAUUAGCAGCGGUUCUCUGGUCAUACCGAACAACUGAGCAAUCCUCCACUAAGGAAACUCCCUUCCGACUAAUGUACGGGGUGGACGCAGUAAUACCCGUAGAGAUCGGUGAGCCGAGCCCGUGGUUACUUUUGAAAGGAGUGAAGGAAACCGUAGAAAAAGACCUGGUAGAUGAAGCCAGGGAAAUGGCCCAUUUGACAGAAACGGCGCUAAAACAAAGAAUGGCUCUACGCUACAACACCAAAGUACUCAAGAGAGAAUUUGAGCCAAACGACCUCGUCCUGAGGCGAAAUGAUAUCGGCCUGCCGACCCCUGGAGAAGGCAAGCUAGCGGCAAACUGGGAAGGCCCCUACAGAGUCAAAAAAGUGAUGGGAAAAGGAGCCUUCAAGUUAGAAAGGCUUGACGGCAAAGAAGUCCCGAGAACCUGGAAUGCGGACAACCUAAGAAGAUUCUACUCCUAG
This is a messenger RNA of Arachis duranensis, 4887 nucleotides long. RefSeq lists its product as uncharacterized. Bases 1 to 4887 code for a protein of 1628 amino acids. Gene Ontology annotation, molecular function: nucleic acid binding; aspartic-type endopeptidase activity; RNA-DNA hybrid ribonuclease activity. The transcript is spliced from 2 exons. Lineage: Eukaryota; Viridiplantae; Streptophyta; Magnoliopsida; Fabales; Fabaceae. The record is from RefSeq and is a predicted model, not a curated record. Gene Ontology annotation, biological process: proteolysis; DNA integration.